AUGAAGAGAGAAGGUCGUCAACACGGUGUGGUUCGAACGUUGAUGGCUCUUCCGUCAAAUUUCAAUCCAAGACCUAUGAACCGGUUCGAUUCACCACCAGCUUUUGGAGUAUUUACCAAAGUGCCGUCAAAACCAACUAACCACUCCAAAUUCACUGGUAAAUGUGACAAGUCUAAGUGGAGUAAUUGCCAUGGAUCGCCGACUUAUACUACCAAGUCAGCCGGCAAAUCUAAGGGUCACCGUAAGUUACAUGCAACGGCUUGGGCUGAGGAUAGGCUAGACCGUCUCAGUGGGUCGGACUCGUCCUCUGCUAAAAGUAUUUUGGGUGAGAAGAAGUUAUCCAAAGUGAUAGUUCCAGAUAAGUGGAAGGAUGGUGCUCGCAAUGUAACUGAAGGUGGUGGCCGUAAACUCAACGAGAACAAACUUCUCUCCAAGAAGAACAGAUGGUCACCGUACAGUACCGCUACAACAAAGUGCAUGAUCUGCAAGCAGCAAGUGCAUCAAGAUGGUAAAUACUGUCACACUUGUGCCUAUAGCAAAGGAGUGUGUGCCAUGUGCGGGAAACAAGUGCUGGACACGAAGAUGUAUAAGCAAAGCAAUGUAUAA
Microthlaspi erraticum is the source of this 606-nucleotide messenger RNA. The record is from the annotation of a GenBank genome assembly. NCBI's taxonomy places the organism in Eukaryota, Viridiplantae, Streptophyta, Magnoliopsida, Brassicales, Brassicaceae.